AUGAGCAAAAAGAAUGAUGUAUAUGAAGAAAAUGGAGAAUAUAAUCCUAAGGUUGAAGAACUUUUAACAAGCGCCUUAGAAUUUUUUAAUAUUCAUGGGCUUGCUAGAGAGGAAGUUAUAAAUAAUAUAAAGAAAGACGAAAAUACAAUUAAAUUAUUAAACGAUUUUUAUGAAAAGAAUGAAGAAUGUUUAUUUAUCUUUAAUGAGAAAGAUUGUAUAAAGAUAUAUAAUUCUAUAUUAGAUCUCUAUAAAAAACGAAAGAAUGAGAAAUUUUUAAUUAUAUAUAAGACCCCACAAAGUAAUAUUUUAUAUUUAGAAAUGAAUAAUGAUGCUGAAAAUGUUAUAAGAAAUUUUUUAGAAAUUUUUUUUUCUAACUUUAUGAAUAAAAAUGAAGAUAUAAAUUCAUCUUCUCUUUUAAAAGAAAUGAAAAAAAAGUUUAAUAAUUUUUUGCUUAAUUUAAGAAUUAUAUAUGGAGAAACCGAAGAAAAACUUACAUUACCUUAUGCUCCUUCAGAAAUAAAAGAAGAAAAUGUUAACACGAUCGAAGAAUAUUUAAUACAUUUUAUUAAAUGUUAUCAUAUAAUAUUACGUAAUUUUAUGAAUUAUAAGAAAAAGGAAUAUAUAAAUUGUUAUGAAUUUUUAAAAUGUCUAAAAAACAAGAGUGAAGAUAUUAAUUAUUUAUAUAAUGAAAUAGAUAAAGAGAGCUUUCAAGAAAUUAUAAAUAUAAUUUUAGAAAAAAAAAAAAAUUCGAGUUAUAAAAAUAUUAUAGAAAAUAUAAAAAAAGAAAUAUCUGAACAUAAAAUGGAAAUAUUAGAUCUUUAUACUCAUUUGAAACCAGUAGUACACUUUUUACAAAAAUUAGAAUUUAAUAAAGAUGAUGAUAUCGAAAAAAAAUAUAUAUAUAUUACACCUAUAAUACAUUCCUUAUCUAUAUCUAUAGAUAAAUCUAAUUACUUGAUAAAAAAUUGUAAAUUUGUAUUUAAUUUCUUAUCUAAAGUUUUAAUUAAUUCAUGUAACCAGAACUUGAAUACUCCAGAAAUUAUUAAUUCUAUAUAUAAUUGUGUUGAUGUUUUAAAAAUUAAAUUGUAUGACACUUUGAAUUUCUUACUUAACUUUUUAUAUAUCUUUAAAAUGUAUAAGAGUAAAAAUGAAAAACUUCAAUCCUUACAUGAGCAUAACACAUAUGUAAUUCAGAGGAAAACACAGAUACAAGUAACUUCUGAAAAAGGAAAUGAGCUAGAUAUUAAUAUGUCACCUGAAAAAAAAAAAAAUAAUAAUAUAAAUAUAGAUAUUAUAUCGUCUUACCAAAAUGGAAACAAUAACGAAGAAAAUUUAAAUCAAGAAGAUGAUAUAAAAAAUGAAUUAGAAGAAGAAUAUAGUUAUUUCCCAUCCAUAAGUUUGUAUAUGUAUAAAUUAAAGAUACUUAUUGAAUAUUUAAAAAUUUAUCAAACAUAUAUGAAACUUGAAAAAAUUGAAAUUCCAGGAGAAAAAGGAAAAAACUUGACAGAAGAAAUACAUAACAUAUCUAAUGAUUUUAAUAUAAUAAAUGAAAACUUUUUAGAUAUUAAUCAUGAAAUUUUAAAUGAACAUGAACAUAUUUUUAUAAACAAAUAUAAUAUUUUUGAAUCUAGAGUGAAAGAAUUAAACAAAAGAUUAAUAUGUGUAUUUGUAUAUUCUUUUGAUAACGAUUUAAAAAAAAAUAUCAAGUUAUUAAAUUCGUUUUUAAUAUUAAGAGAUAUACAUGUUAUCGAGGUAGAGUUAAUAAGACAUGCCUCUCUUUUAUGUCAAGAUCUAAAGAAGGAAUUUAUAUUAGUAGAUAAUUUAUUUAUAAAAAACAAAACCAUUAUAGAAAACAACAAGAAAAUGUUUUUAGAGGAUAAAUUCCAACAGGGUCAAUGUGACCUUGACGGGAUAAAAAAUGUGAUGAGUAAUAAUAUUGAAGAGGAACAUAUAAACAAAAAGAAUAUUACAGGUGAAAAUAUAAUAAGUAAUAAUAUUGAAGAGGAACAUAUAAACAAAAAAAAUAUUACAGGUGAAAAUAUAAUAAGUAAUAAUAUUCAAGAUGAUAAUACAGCCAACACCAACAUUGCAGAUGAAACUAUCCCGGAUGUAAAAGCCCCAAGCAUAACAAAUAAUAUAAAUGUAAAUAUAAAUGUAAAUAUAAAUGUAAAUAUAAAUGUAAAUAAUAAAAUGAAGGACAAACUAGAGAUAGAUAAAAUGGAACGAGAAAUCAAAGAAAGGUUUGAAGAUAACUUGAAAAGAUUAAACAUAAAUAAGAAUUCUCCUUUAUUUUGUGAAGUUAUAAAUUUAUUUACUUCAUUAUUAAAAAGAAUUGAGCAACAAUAUUUCCCUCUAAAGAAAAUAAUAAAAGUAUUAAAAUUUGAAAAUGAGAAAACUGAAGAAGUUAAACAUUUAUAUAAAAAUAUAAAUGAGAAAAUUAGUAAAUAUAUAAAUGAUGUAAGCAAAGAGUGGUUUAAAGAAACUAUUGAUGUUGUUAAUAAUUUUUUGAAUGAAUAUAUAUUUAAAAAAAGGAAUGAUUUAUUUUAUGUAAAUUUCCAUCCUUAUAUCUUUAUGUUCAUUAAUAAUAUAAAGAAUUUUUUCUUAAAUAAUUUAAGUGUAAAUGAAGAUUGUUUACAUAUUUAUAAUAAAGCAAAUACAUUUAAGAAAUUUAUUAACAUUUUAAAUAAUAUUACUAAAAAAUAUAAUAGUGUCUUAACUAAAACAUUAGAUGUCGAAAAAGAAUUAUUUGAAGAAAAAAUGAAUAAUAUAAAGAAUAGAUUAUUAAAAGGUGUAAAAGAAUUAAAAUGGUCAGAUGAUAAUAUAUAUGAAUAUAUUGAAAGUGUUGAUAAAGAUAUGUCUGAUAUAUAUAAUAAUAUUUCUACUCUUCAUAAUAAUAUUGUAUCUAUAUUAAAUGUAACCAGUAACUGGGUUAAGAAAUCUAUUAUUGAAAAACGGAAAAGGAAUGAAGAUAUAUAUACAUAUUUAAAUAAUUAUAAAAAUAAUAUGUCUAUAUUAAAAGGGAAAUUAAAUGAUGAUUUUAAAAAUAUCAAUAUGAAUAUUAAGCAGUCAUAUGAUAUUUUAAAAAUAAAGAAAAAUAAUAUCAUGUGGAAAAAUUAUUUAAAAUUUUUAAAUAAUAUAAUUAUAGAUAAAUUAAUACAUUUAACCAAUUUUUUAUUUAAUAAUUUAUAUGAUGUUAUGAAAUGUACAAAAAGAGAUGAACAAUUAUUUAUUAUAAGAAUUAAUUUUAUAGAAAAUAAGCUUAAUUUAGAUUUAAAAUUAACAAGUAAAAAAACAUUUUGUAUAGAAACAAUUUUUUAUAAAUGGAUAGAUGAUUUUAUGAAUCUAUGUUCUGGUAUUAGAAGAAUAGAUAUAAAAAGUGGUGAUUAUUUAAAUGAAAUUUUAUUAAGUUUAAGUAUUCAUUAUAAUAAAAAUAAAAUAGAAAAUUUUUUUCAAAGUACUAUUAAAAAGAGUUAUGAAUAUUUACAUAGUUUAACAAAAUAUGAACAUAUAUGGAAAAUUGAUAUUAAGAAAGAAUUUCUCUCUUUUAAAAAAAAAAACGAAAUACAAUUAUAUCCUACUUAUUUUGAAUAUAAUAAUAAUUUUCAGGACUCUUUAAAAUUAAUAAAUAUUAAUAUACCUUACUUAUUUCCAAAUGUGUUAGCAUAUAAGAAAUUAAUAUUAACCUUAAAACAAGACCUUAACAAAUUCUAUCAUUUAAAAACAUAUGAGCCUAUAAAUUUUAUUUUAUUUUAUUCUGAAAAUUUUGUAGAAAAGUUAAUAAAUUUUACUAAAAAAAAUAUAUCUCUAUAUAGUGAAUAUCUUCAAAAUUUUGUAAAAGAUGUAGUAUAUUCUAUUAAUUCGUUUUAUGAAAAUGUUAUAAACAAUUUGAAGGAAAUAAGUAUAGUAGAUUUUUUUAGUAAAAAAGGCGAUUCCAAAAAGGAAAUAUUGGAAAAAGGGGAGACCAACACUGGUCUUCAAAAAGGAGAAAAAAAUGUUAGACUUAAGAAGGAAAGUAUUGACAAUAUGGAUAUUUCUAAAAUGGAUAAUAAUAAUAAUCAAAUGAAUGAUGAUAAUAAUCAAAUGAAUGAUUUUGAUGAUAAUGAUAAAAUGAUUGAUUUGGAUGAUAAUGAUAAAAUGAUUGAUUUUGAUGAUGAUGAUAAUAAUAAUAUUUAUGACGAAUCCAAGCGAUAUAAAAACAAGAAUGCUCUUAAGAAUGAAGUGGAAGAGAAAGAGAAAGAAAAGACAAAUGUAUCAAAUAUAAACAAAAAGAAAGACAUAUUUUACAAUCUAAUGAGAAACCUUCGAAGCGUAAAAUUGAGCAGAAAAAUUAUCCCAUUAAUUUUUCAAAAGAUUAAAGAAAUUAUGGAAAACUUAAAAGAAUUAGAUAUAAUUAUAAAAUAUAAUGAUAUAUUAGAUAAUAUUGAAAAGAAUAAAGAGAAAGUAGAAAUACAAUAUAAUGAUAUAAAAGAGAAAAUAUUGAAAUAUAAAAAUAAUGAAAUAAAAAAUAUAAAAUUAGAAAUAAAAGAUUUUAAAGAGGAAUUAACUAAACUUAAAAAACAUAUUUUUAAAAAUAUACCAAGUACACCUAAAGAUAUAUAUAAUUUUCCAUAUGAAAAAAUUAAUGAAUUCAGAAAAAGUUUUCAAACUUAUAAAGAUAAACAAAAAUAUCAUAAUGAAUUAGAAAUUUUAUUUGAAAUAGAUAUUACUAUUUUUGAUGAAUUAGAUCAAAUUGAUAUUAAAUUAACAGAUCUUAAACAUUUAUGGGAUUUAGUAAAUAGUAUAAUAUUUUUUAUAGAACAAGAAAAAAAGAAAUUAUGGAAAAAUAUUGAUGUUAAUAGUAAUAUUUAUUUAAUUGAUUUUAUAUCAUUAUAUAUUAGAAAAAACUUUUUUGAUUUAAAACAUUUAUCUAUAUAUGAAUAUAUUAUUAAAGAAUUAAAAAAAUUAUCUUCUAUAUUACCUUUAUUGGUUGAUCUAAAUAAUGAAUGUAUAUUUGAUAGACAUUGGAAUAUUAUUAUAAACAUAUCGGGAAACAUCAAUAAUUUGUAUACAAAAAAAAAAGAAAAUAAUAAUAAUAAUAAUAAUAAUCAAAACAAUUAUAUUAAUAAUACAGAUUUAUUAAAUACACCAUUAUCUAAUAAUAAUAAAACAUCUAUUAUGAGUAUUCAUACUUUUAAUAAAGAAGAACAAAUAAAUAAUGACAAUACAUAUGAUAAUGAAAAAGAAACAAAUAAUAAUAUUUUUCUUAAUAAAAAUAUACAAAUAAAAUAUAAAGAAUUAACUCUUCAAGGAUUCUUUGAUCUCAAAUUAUAUAAACAUGUAGAUGCAGUACAUGAUGUUAUUGAACAAGCUAAAAAAGAACAAAAAAUUGAAAAUAAAAUUAAAGAAAUAAAUGUUAUAUGGAAAGAAAUGAAUUUUGAAUUCUUUAAAAAAAAUAAUUAUAUACAAAUAACUAAUAUGGAUAUGAUUCUGGAAAUUGUUGAUGUACAUACUUCUGAAAUUUUGUUCUUUAUUAAUCAAAAGAAAUUUAUUUUAUUUAUUCAAGAAACUAUAUUAAAUACACAAGAAAAUUUAAAAAAAAUUGAUGAAGUCAUAAAUAUAUGGAGAAAGUUUCUGAAUAAAUUUGAACGACUACAACCUAUCUAUUUAAAUUCAGAAGAUAUACAUUCACAACUUCCUGAGGAAAGUAAAAUGUUUUUUAAUAUCGAAAAUGAAUAUAAAGAAAUCAUACAUAGUGCAGCAGAACAAAAAAAUGUUUUACAAGUAUGUCUUAAUGAAGAUUUAUUCUAUUUAUUAAGCAAAUUUUUUAAAAAUAUUGAAUUGUGUGAAAAAGCUUUAAAUGAUUAUUUAGAUCAAAAGAAAAAAGCUUUCCCACGUUUUUACUUCUUAUCUAAUAUUGCUUUGUUGGAUAUAUUAAGUAAUGGAAAAAACCCUUUCAAAAUACUCCCUUAUAUAAAUGAUGUAUUUAAUGCUAUAAAAACCAUACAAUUUAAGGAGGACCUUGUUCAGAGGGGGCCUGUGUCGGAACUAAAUGAACAAAAUGAAGAGAAUGAUUUGGUAAAGAAUGAGGAAAGAAGUGAAACCCAAAAGGACCAAAAGGACCAAAAGGACCAAAAGGACCAAAAGGAUCAAAAGGAUCAAAAGGAUCAAAAGGACCAAAAGGAUCAAAAGGAUCAAAAGGAUCAAAAGGAUCAAAAGGAUCAAAAGGAUCAAAAGGAUCAAAAGGAUCAAAAGGACCAAAAGAAUGUUAACACAGAUGGUAAAAUGGAUGGUUAUACAGAUGACAAAAUGAAUGGUUAUACAAAUGAUGCCUCAUAUUAUGGGCAAGAGGAAGACGAAACAUAUGAGGGUGAAAAUAAAAAAUGCAAAGAUAUCAAAACGUGUGAAUCCAAAGAUUAUAUAGCUAAAGGUGUUUAUAGUGUCGAAAAUGAACAUUUAGAAUUUUUGAACGAACUGGUUUUAAAAGGAAAUGUGGAAAAUUAUUUGAAAGAUUUGGAAACUCAUUUAAAAGUAACAAUUAGAAGUAUAUUAGAAAAUGCAAAAAUAUGUUCAGAAAAUUUAGAUGAACAGAAUAGAGAUGAGACUAUGAUAACGAAUUAUAUUAGUCAAGUAGUAUGUACAUGUAAUCAAAUUAUUGUAACAGAAGAAAUAAAUAAAUGUUUUGAUGAAUUAGAAAAUGGAAAUGAAUCAGCUUUUGUAGAUUAUAAAAAGGUAUUAAUUGAGAGAAUUAAUAAAUUAAUAAAAUUAGUUGAAAAAACAGAUGAUUAUAAUAUAAGAACGAAAUUAUUAUCUUUAAUUAUAUUAGAUGUACAUACAAGAGAUGUUAUAAUAUCAUUUAUAAAAAAAAAAAUUUCCGAUAGUACUUCUUUUGAUUGGCAAGCACAAUUAAAAUAUUAUUGGGUUUAUGAUAAAAAAAUUAAUAAUUAUACAUGUGAAAUUAAAUUAUGUGAUUUUAAAACGAAAUAUCUAUAUGAAUAUAUAGGAAAUUCAGGAAAAUUAGUAAUAACCCCUUUAACAGAUAAAUGUUAUAUUACAUUAACACAAGCAUUAAAUUUAAUAUUAGGAGGUGCACCAGCAGGUCCGGCUGGUACUGGGAAAACAGAAACUACAAAGGAUUUAUCUAAAGCCAUUGGAAUAGCUAUAUUUAUAUUUAAUUGUAGUAACCAAAUGAAUUAUUUUAAUAUGUCUCAAAUAUGUAUAGGUUUAUCGCAAACAGGAGCUUGGGGAUGUUUUGAUGAAUUUAAUAGAAUAAGUAUAGAGGUAUUAUCAGUUGUUAGUACUCAAAUUAAAUGUAUAUUUGAUGCUAUUAAAGAGAAAAAAACCAUGUUUCAUUUUAUUGAUGAUGAAAUAGUAUUAAAGAAAACAUGUGGAUUCUUUAUAACUAUGAAUCCUGGAUAUGCAGGAAGAACCGAACUACCUGAAAAUUUAAAAAAUUUAUUUAGAUCAUGUUCAAUGAUUGUACCUGAUAUCAAAUUUAUUUGUGAAAAUAUGUUAAUGUCUUUUGGAUUUAUUAAAGCAAAUAAAUUAUCUUAUAAAUUUGUUGAGUUAUAUCAAUUAUGUAAAGAAUUGUUACAAAAAAAUAUUCAUUAUGAUUGGGGAUUAAGAGCUGUUAAAGUAGUAUUAAUACAAGCUGGAAACUUAAAAAGAAAAUAUGCUAACUUCGAUGAAGAAAUUAUUUUAAUGAAAGCUUUAAAAGAUUUUAACAUACCUAAAAUUACAUAUGAAGAUAUACCUAUAUUUUUAGGAUUAAUUAAUGAUCUCUUUCCUAAUGUUAAUUGUAAUAUAUUCGAUGAAAAAGAUCAAGAAAAAGAAAAUGAUUAUGAUGAAGAACAUAAACAAGAACAACAAACAUAUAUUAUACAAGAUGAGGAAAAAAAAUUAUAUAAAAAGAAAAAAAAUAUUCAUCAUAAUAUAGAUAAAUAUAAAAGUAGCAUCACACAAAAUUUUACAAAUGCAAAUGAUAACAAAAAUCAUUUAUCAAUUAAUAAAGAUAAUUAUGAAACGAAUAAAAAUUUACUCACACAUUAUCAACAUGAUAUUUGUGAAGAUAUCUCCCAAAUAGAUAAAACUAAAAAGGAUGUACAAAUAUACGAUGAAGCACAUAAUGAAAAAAGUGAUAUAAAUGAAUUAAAUCAAAAAACAAAUAUAAUAGCUAAUCAAAAUGUUAAUGAAAAUUAUAUAAAUAAUAAAGAAUAUGAUAAAGAUUCAAAUAAAAUAGAUAAUUUAAAACAGAACAAAUUUAUGAACGAAGAAAAAAGAAUCAUUAUUCACAAUUUUGAUGAUGCCAUAAAAAUAUGUUUGAAAGAAUCAAAUUUACAAAUAGAUGAUAAUUUCAUACUUAAAGUUAAACAACUCAAGGAUUUAAUGGAUGUAAGACAUUGUGUAUUUAUAUUGGGAGAAGACGGGUGUGGGAAAUCUAGUGUCAUAGAUAUUUUAAUUAAAAGUUUAAAUAAAAUAAAUGAAAAAUGUUUAUAUGAAAUUAUAAAUCCUAAAUCUAUUGAAUCAUAUGAACUUUAUGGAUAUUUAACAAAAAACAAUGAAUGGAUUGAUGGUGCUUUAUCAUCAAUUAUGAGAAAAAUGUCUAGAAAUAUUAGUCCAUAUAAUGAAAAUAUAAAACAUAAAAUAACUUUAUUAGAUGGUAAUAUAGAUGCUGAAUGGAUAGAAAGUAUGAAUACUGUAAUGGAUGAUAAUAAAGUAUUAACAUUAGUAAGUAAUGAAAGAAUACCCUUUACUAAAGAAAUGCACUUAUUUUUUGAAAUCACAAAUAUGAAAUAUGCAUCACCUGCUACUGUUAGUAGAGGUGGAGUUCUUUUUAUUAAUAAAGGAGAUAUUAGUUAUAAAUUAUUUAUAAGUUCAUGGAUUAAUUUGUUAAAUAAUAAUAUCGCAAAAACGGAAUUUUAUUAUCUAUUCAAUAUUUUCUAUUCACAAAAUAUAGACAUGUUAAGAAAACAAUGUAAAUUUGCUUUUGAUCUUUCAAACUUAGAUAUUGUAAAAUCUAUAUGUAAUUAUAUUGAUUAUUUCUUGUAUAAAUAUGAAAAAUAUAUUAAUGAAGUCAUAAAAAAAAUCGAAAACAAACAAAAUGAAGAAAUAACCUUUAUGAAAAAUGAAAAUAAUAGAGAAGACUUAUCGAAUUCCAACAUGAAAAGAAAAGAUAAAACAACAAAAGAUAAAGAUACAAAAGAAAUAAAUGAUAUUCAUAAUAAAGAUAUAAAAACACAUGAAAAAGGAUCUCAAAAAAUGGACAAAAAAACAAAUUCUUUCAAAGAUAAAAUAAUAACAAAUGAUAAUGAAUCUAAAUUAAAACAUCAAAAAAAUAUGAAUCAUGUAGAUGAUAUAAAAAUGAAUACAAAAAAUUUAAUAAAUAAUGAAGAAAAAAAUAUAAUAAAUAAAAUUAAUUAUAAUUAUGAAAUAUUAAAAGAUUAUUAUAAUUGUUUUUUUAUGAACUCGUACAUGUGGGUAAUAAACAAUUUGAUAAUAGAUGAUAAAAUUAUGAAUUCGAAAAAUAUAUUUAGUAACAAUAUUAAAAGUAAUUUAAAGGUAAAAAUGGGGAAUGACUAUUGUUGUAAUUAUAUAUAUAAUAUAUAUGAAAAUAAUUGGAAACACUUGAGCGAAUAUUUAGAUGAAGAUAUUUUAUUUCUUCAGAAAUUAAAAUGGAAAACUUCUGAGAUGGAAAAUGAGGAAAAGGGCUAUGAACAUGAAGUGGUACUAGAGGGUGAUGAAGAUGACAAUAUGGAUGAUGCAAAUGAAAAUAUGGAUGAUGCAAAUGAAAAUAUGGAUGAUACAAAUGAAAAUAUGGAUGAAACAAAUGAAAAUAUGGAUGAAACAAAUGAAAAUAUGGAUGACACAAAUGAAAAUGUGGAUGAUAUACAUGACAAUAUGGAUGACACACAUGACAAUAUGGAUGAAAAGAAAAAGAAAAAGUUAAUAAAAAAUAAGAAAAAGAAAAAAAAGGCAAUUAAUAACUAUAUUGAAAAUAUGUUACCAAAUAAUUAUGAUGAUAUAUAUAUAAACACCAUAGAAUUAAUAAGAAUUGAAAAAAUGAUAAAAUAUUGUUUAGAAAGAAAUCAAGCAAUAUUAGUAUAUGGAAAUAAUGGUACAGGAAAAACGAAAUGUAUUAAGAAUAAUAUAAAUAUGAAUAUUGAAAAGUUUACUCAUACAAUUAUAAGUAUAAAUUAUUAUACAAAUUCAUUCGUACUACAAAAAAUCAUAGAAAAUAAUGUGGAAAAAAGAAAUACAAGAACCUAUGGUCCUCCUAAUCAAAAGAAACACAUAUUUUUUCUAGAGGAUUUAAAUAUAACUGCCAAAGACAAUUGUGAUACUCAACAGACAUUAGAAUUUUUAAGACAAUUAUUAACAUAUAAAUUAAUAUAUGAUAGAGAUAACUUAGAUGAAAAGAAAUUUAUUCAUGAUAUAUCCUUUAUAGGAACUAUUAAUAAUAAUACAAACAAACUUAUAGAUAAAAGAAUUCAGAAUAAAUUUAGUAUAAUAAAUAUUGAUGAUAUAAGUAUGAAAACAUUUGAAAAUAUAUAUAAAAUAAUAUUAAAACAACAUUUACUUAAAUUUGAUGAUUCUAUAAAAUGUUUAUUAAAUAAUAUUAUAUCAUUUUCUUAUGAUUUAUAUACUAAUAUAACAGAGAAUAUAUCAUUUAAUUUGUCUAAUCUAGCUCCUCAUUAUUUAUUUAAUUUGAAUGAUAUACAUACAAUAUUUUAUAAUAUAAUAAAAUGUACUAAUCCAGAUAUAUAUAAUAAUCAAUUUAAAUUUCUUAUGAUUGUAUUUCAUGAAAUGCAGCAUGCAUAUAUAAAUAAGUUAAUAUCUGAUGAUCAUAUAAAUAUUUUUACUCAAUUAUUUAAUAAAUUAGUUCAGCAAUAUUUCCCAUUCUUUAAAGAAGAUUUUGAAAAACAUAUAGAUAUGUUUGAUAGUACUAAUGAGCCACAUAAUGUUGAACAUGGUCAGGAUAUUACAUCUAAUAAGUCUUUAACAUUUCAUGAAAAUGAUAAUGUUGAUGAUGAUACAUAUAAUAAUAAUAUGGAUAAUGGCUUCAAAAAUGACAGAAAUGUUAAUAAUAAUAAUAUUGAUGGUGAUGAUAAUGGUGAUGGUAUUAAUGUUAGAACCGUUGAAAAAACUCAUUUAGACAUGUCAAAUAAUCUAAAUAAUUCAAAUGAUAAAGACAAUAUUAUGAAAAUGAAAAAAAGUAAUAAUAUUAACACAGAUAGUUACAAUAAUAAUAAUAUUAAUGUGAAGGUAAAAGAAAAAAAUUUAAUAUAUGAUUUAAACAAAAAUAUUUUUACAUCUUUUAUAUCUAUUAGAAAUGGAUUAGAUAAAAUGUAUCUAAAUGUAAAAAAAUUUUAUGUAUUAAAAGAAGUAUUAACAGAAAAAUUGAAUGAAUAUAAUACUACACAUGUAGAAUUACCAUUAGUUUUAUUUGAUUAUGCAAUUAUUCAAAUAUGUAAAAUAUGUAGAAUUCUUGAUUUUAAUAUAUCACAUUUAAUGUUGAUUGGAUUUGGAGGAUCUGGAAAACAAUCUUUAAUAAAAUUAAGUAUAUUUAUUAAUUCUUUAAAUUUAUUAAAUAUAUCAACAAAUAAUAAUUAUGAUGUUAAUAAUUUUAAAUCAGAUUUACAAGAAUUUCAUUUAAAAUGUGCCAUAAAACCAGGAAAUGUACAUGUCUUAUUAUUGAAAGAAAAUGAUAUAUUAGAUUCUUUUCUUCCUUAUAUAAAUGAUUUAACAUCAACUGGUUUAUGUAAUGAUUUAUUUACAAAAGAUGAAUAUUUAGGUAUAUUUUCUUCUAUACGUAAUCAAAUAAAAUAUUUAAAUAUAGGAGAAAGUAAUGAAGAUGUUUUUAAUUAUUAUAUUAAUAAAAUAAAAACAAAUUUUAAAAUUGCUAUCACUCAUUCACCUAUUAGUAAUUUAUACAGGGAUCGAUUAAUUAAAUUUCCUUCAUUUCUUUCUAAUUUUUCUUUUAUUUAUUUUUUACCAUGGCCAUAUGAAGCUCUUGUUAAUGUAUCGAAUAAAUUUUUAAGUGAUAUAAAGAUCAAACAAGAUCUGAAAAAAAAAAUUUGUGAACAUAUGGCAUAUGUUCAUACAAGUACUAAUGAAAUGAAUAAAAAAUAUUUAGAACAAAAAAUUAGAUAUAAUUAUGUUAUUCCUAAAACCUUUUUAGAAUAUAUUUAUUUUUAUAAGAAUUUGUUAAAUGUCAAAAAUUUUGAAAUUGAGAAAUCUGUAGAAAGAUUAAAUAAAGGGUUAUUAGCCCUAACUAGUACUAGAGAAAAUGUUCAACUGUUACAAAAAGAAAUUGAAAUAAAAAUUACGAACAUAGAAGAGAAAAAAAUUGAAGUCAAUGAAAUAUUGAAUAAAGUAAAAGAAGCAACUGAGGUAACUAAUAAAGAACAGCAAAUUGUUAAUGAAGAGAAAAAAAAAACAGAAAUAUUUACUAAAGAAGCUAUAGAAAUACAAUUAAAAGCUGAUAAAGAAUUAAGUGAGGCUUUACCUAUAAUGAAUAAAGCUAAAGAUGCUGUUAAUUGUAUAACUAAAUCAGCUAUUCAAGAAUUGAAAUCAUUACAGAAUCCUCCAAAAGAAUGUCUAGAUGUUACACAUGCAGUUUUAAUUGCAUUAAAAGAAAUUAAAAAUUAUUCUUGGAAAUUUGCACAGAAAAUUAUGAAUAAUCCUACUCAGUUUUUAAGUAAGUUACAAAAAUUUGAUGCCGAAAAUAUGGAUGAAGAAACUGUAAAUUUAUUAACACCUUUUAUUCAAAAAAAAUUCUUUAAUUAUGAGAUGAUGAAAACCAAAUCUUCAGCUUGUGCCUAUUUAGCUUUAUGGUUAGUAAAUAUAGUAAAAUAUAAUGAAGUAUAUAAAAAAGUUAAACCUUUAAUGGAUAAAUUACAAGAAGCAACUAACAAUAAAAAUAAAGCACAAGAAAAAUUAGAUCAAUUAGAGAAUAAAGUAAAAGAAUUAACAGAUAGUGUUGAAAAAUUAAGAAGAAAAAUGAAUGAAGUCAAUGAAGAAAAAAAUAAUGUAAUAAAAAUAUAUAAUGAAUCAAAAGACAAAUUAAAUAGAGCUGAAAAUUUAGUAAAUAUGUUAUCUGAUGAAUAUUCAAGAUGGUCUGAUGAAAUUGCUAUAAUUAAUUCUAAUAAAAAAUUUAUAUAUGGUGACUGUUUAUUACUUUCCUCCUUUAUAACAUAUUUAGGAGUUUUUUCAAGUUCUUUCAGAAUAAAAUUAUGGAAACAUUUAUGGCUAGAACAUAUAAAAAACAGUAAUAUUCUUAUUAAUAAUAUUACAUCUCCUAUUGAUAUUAUGGUUCAAGAUAUACAAAUAGCUACUUGGAAAAAUGAAAAAUUACCUGAAGAUAUAAUAAGUAUAGAAAAUGCAUUAAUUGUUAGUACUUGUUAUAGAUGGCCAUUAUUAAUUGAUCCUCAGUUACAAGGAUUAAAAUGGCUCAAGGCAAAAGGAGGAAAUAACAUUACCGUUCUUCAAUUUAAUUGUGAUCAUUUUAUUAAAAAAAUUAAAAAUGUUAUAUCAAAAGGGGGAUAUUUAAUAAUUGAAAAUAUUAGUGAAGAAAUUGAUAAUGUUAUUGAUGGAUUAUUAAAUAGGGAAUUUAUUAAAAAGGGAAAUGAUAUAUAUAUAAAAAUUGAUAAUGAAGAAAUGUUAUUUAAUUAUCCUAAUGCUAUAAAUAGAAUUGAUAAAAUCAAGUCUUUUUUUGAAACUAAUAUUAAUAGUAAUACUGCUACUACUACUACUACUACUACUAAUAAUAAUAAUAAUAAUAAUAAUAAUGAUAAUAUUACUAUCAAUAAUAGUGGUGCCUCCCAAAUAAACAACACAAAUAAUGAUAAUAACAAUAUUACAAUAGAUAAUCAAAAUAAUUAUGGUAAUGAACCAGGAGAUUCAAAUAAAAAUUAUCAUAAACAAAACUCACAAAAUAUGAAUAAAGCUUUUUCCAGCGAAAAUUUAUACAAAGUUAAUUUUUUUAAUCUCAUUUUACAAACUAAACUAAGUAAUCCACAUUUUAAACCUGAAGUCAAUAGCCAAUGUACCUUAAUCAAUUUUAGUGUCACUUGUGAAGGAUUAGAAGAACAAAUAUUAGCUAUAAUUGUAAAUAUAGAAAAACCAGAAUUAGAAAAACAGAAACAAAUAUUAGUAAAAAAUAGAAAUGAAUAUAAAAUCAUAUUAAAUAAUCUAGAAGAUGAAAUAUUAUAUCAAUUAUCUACUGUUGAUUCAAAAACAAUUAUAGAUAAUAUUUCAUUAAUUAAUAGUUUAAAAACUACAAAAGAUACUUCUAUUAAUAUACAAAAACAAGUUGCAGAUUCAAUUAAUACAGAAAAUGAAAUUAAUAAAACUAGAGAAUUAUAUAGAACUCUUGCUAAUGAAGCUUCUAUUGUUUAUUUUAUUUUAAUACUUAUGCAUAAUAUUAAUUAUAUGUAUCAAUAUUCUUUGGAUUCUUUUAUUAAUCUACUAUUAAAAUCUAUUGAAGUUGUUAAUAGUGAUAGUAUGAAAAUGUUAUCUAAUAAAAACUUAGAUAGUCAAAUAUCAAAUAAUAAUCAUAUGUAUGAUGAUGAUGAUAAUAAUAAUAAUAAUAAUGGUGAACAUAGACAUUUACAAAAACAUGAUGAUAAAUAUUACGAUUCUAAAAUAUAUCUUAAUGAUAAUGAUGAAAAUAAUAACAACAAUAAUGAUGAUAACAAUAAUAAUAAUAAUAAUAUUAAUAAUGUGUAUGAUGAACAUAUGAAUAAAUUAAUUAUAUCUUUUAGAAAAACGAUAUAUUCAUGGAUUAAUAGAGGAUUGUUAGAAAAAGAUAAACUUUUAUUUAAUUGUAUAUUUGUAUUUAAAUUAUUAGAAAAGAAAAAAAUUUAUGAUAAAGAUUUUAAUAUGGAUUAUCUAAAUUUCUUUUUAAAACCUCCAAGAGGUAAAGGUGUUACAGAAAACCCAUUAAAAGAAUGGCUUAGUGAUGAUUGUUGGGAAAAUAUUUUAAUAUUAUCCAAAUUUAAAGAAUUUGAAAAUUUAUCAAAUAAUAUUCAUAUAGAUGCACAACAUAAAUUUAAACAGUGGUGUUCAGAAAUACAACCUGAAAUAUGUAAAUUACCUUUAGAAUGGAAAAAAUUAAAUAAUUAUUCUUUCAAAAAAUUAUUAAUUAUUAGAUCCUUACGACCAGAUAGAAUAACAGUCACUUUAGAAAAAUAUAUUAAAAGUAUCUUACCAAAUAGUGAAGAAAUUAUGGAGAAAAAAAAUUCUUUUGUUGACACAUUAGAAUCUUCCUAUAAUUUUAUGGUUAAUUCAACACCAAUUUUAUUUAUAUUAACACCUGGUUCUGAUUUUAUAAAAUAUGUAGAAAUAUUAGGAAAAAAAUAUAAAUUCUAUUUAAACCAAAAUUUGCAUGUAGUUUCCUUAGGACAAGGACAAGAAUCAAUUGCUUUAUCAAAAUUAGAGUUAUCACAUAAAGAAGGCCAUUGGAUUGUUUUAGAAAAUAUACACUUAAUGGCAAAAUUUAAUUUAAUUCUAGAAAAUGUAAUAGAUAAAUAUGCUACUGAAGGUUCUCAUCCAAAUUUUAGAUGUUUUUUAACAUCAGAAAUAACAACAAAUAUUCCUAUCAGUAUAUUAGAAAGAUCUAUUAAAUUAACGAAUGAAGCUCCUACAGGUUUUAAAGAAAAUUUAAAAAGAGCAUUCACUUUUUUUUCACCAGAUGAUUAUGAAGAAAAAGAUUUAAGAACCAAAAAUAUAUUGUUUUCAUUAUGUUAUUUUCAUUCCAUAAUUGUUGAAAGAGCAAAAUUCGGUUCACAAGGAUUUAAUAUAAAGUAUCCAUUUAGUUUAAGUGAUUUAAGAGAUAGUGCGAAAGUCCUUUUUAAUUAUUUAGAUAAUCAAAAUUCUAUAAAAGUACCAUGGAACGAUUUAAAAUAUAUUUUUGGUGAAAUUAUGUAUGGUGGGCAUAUUGUUAAUGAUAAAGAUAUGUUGAUAUGUAAAACAUAUUUAAAUUAUUUUAUGAAAGAACAAUCAUUAGAAGGAAUGCAAUUAAUACCAUUCUCUAAAAAUAUACAAUUAUUUAGUCCUAAUAAUUAUUCUUAUGAAAAAAUUUUAAAAUAUAUAGAUACACAAAUAAUAUUUGAAUCUUCUAUUUUAUAUGGUUUAAAUCAACAUGCAGAAAUGAAUUUUAGAACAAAUGAAAGUAUUAAAUUGUUAAAAAAUAUAUUAAAAUUAAAACUUAAAGAAACAUCAACCUUUGUAGAAGAAUUAACAACUGGUGAGACUAAGGAAAAUAAAACAUCAAAUAUUUUAUCCGAAAUAUUAAGUGAAAUAGAUAAUAUCUUUUUUAAUGUGGAAGAACUUAUGAAAUCUAUACCAGAUGAUCAAAUAACUCCUUUACAAUAUUUUCUAUUUCAAGAAUGUACUUUAAUGAAUUCUUUAACUAGUGUAAUGAAAAAUUCUUUAAAAGAAUUGAAUUUAGCUAUUAAAGGUGAAAUUAAUAUGACAAGUAAAAUCGAAUCUCUUAUGAAUGCAUUAUAUAAAGAUAAAUUGCCAGAAUUAUGGAAAAAUAAUUCUUAUUCAAGUAAUCGAAAUUUAUCAUCCUGGGUUAAUAAUUUGAAAGAAAGAAUUGCUUUUCUAACCGAAUGGUUUAAUGAUCCUUUAUUAACACCUAAAGUUUUUAAUAUAUCUUUAUUAUUUAAUCCAAACAGUUUUUUUAGUGCAAUUAAACAAAUCUUAUCGAGAAAUGAAAAAUGUGAAUUAGAUAAAAUUAUUAUGCAAAUUGAAGUAACUAACAAAUCUUUAAAUAAUAUUCAUUCAUAUCCUAAAGAAGGUGCUUAUAUUUAUGGUUUAUAUUUAGAUGGAGCAAAUUAUGACGUAGAAAAAAAUACCUUAUGUGACUCUUCAUCAAAACAAAAAUAUUUCUUAAUGCCAGUUAUACACUGUAAACCAAUUGUUAGCAUGGGAAAAAUAGAUACAGAUGUAUAUGAAUGUCCUGUAUACAAAACCUUGUCGAGAGGACCUACAUAUGUAACAAAUAUAAAGUUAAAAACCAAGGAAAGUUCAGAAAAAUGGAUCUUAGCAGGUGUUGCAUUGAUUUUGGAUAUAGCAGAUGAUUAA
Molecule: messenger RNA, 17064 nt
Organism: Plasmodium falciparum 3D7
Lineage: Eukaryota; Apicomplexa; Aconoidasida; Haemosporida; Plasmodiidae
Product: putative dynein heavy chain
Exons: 1
Coding region: 1-17064 (5687 amino acids)
Biological process (GO): microtubule-based movement
Cellular component (GO): cilium; dynein complex; axoneme
Molecular function (GO): dynein intermediate chain binding; dynein light intermediate chain binding; minus-end-directed microtubule motor activity
Source: RefSeq, a predicted model, not a curated record